This is a messenger RNA of Rhododendron vialii, 1037 nucleotides long. RefSeq lists its product as uncharacterized. The record is from RefSeq and is a predicted model, not a curated record. The coding region runs from base 82 to 798 and encodes 238 amino acids. Gene Ontology annotation, biological process: methylation. Gene Ontology annotation, molecular function: nucleic acid binding; protein-lysine N-methyltransferase activity. The transcript is spliced from 5 exons. NCBI's taxonomy places the organism in Eukaryota, Viridiplantae, Streptophyta, Magnoliopsida, Ericales, Ericaceae.
GCACUUGUCUUUCCCCCUCUACGCCCUUAAUUCGGCUUCUUCGCUUUUCAAACAGAGCAGAGACCUCUUAACCGGACGGAAAUGGAGGAAGUCAGAGACGAGCCAGGACCACAUUCUUCACUAACCGAACGCAUCGACGACGAUGACGAUCAGCCGACUCUGAGCGCUCAAGCUCUCGAAGCUCUUAGGGAGUUCUUCCGUGAACAAAACCGCGCCCCGGUCGCCGACGACGACACGUCAUCGUCGGAAGUUGCGCUUUUGGCGGAGGACUGGAGGCUGAGCCAGUUCUGGUACGAUCGCGACACUGCCGAGACCGUCGCCAGAGAAGUUCUCUCCCUUUGCUGCUCCGUCGAGUCUCCUUCCGUCGCUUGCAUAGCUUGCCCCACCCUAUACGCCUAUCUAAAGAAAAUUGAUCCUAGUGUAUCUGCCCAACUUCUCGAGUAUGACAAACGUUUUGAGCAAUAUGGAAGUGAGUUCACCUUCUAUGACUACAAUCAACCAGAAGAGCUUCCAUCAUCAUUGAAGAAUGCAUAUCAAAUUGUGGUUGCAGAUCCUCCUUAUCUGAGCAAAGAAUGCUUGGAGAUGGUUACUCAGACAAUAUCUUUUCUCAUGAGACCAGGAAAAUCUUAUUUGCUUCUACUCACAGGAGAAGUGCAAAAGGAUAGAGCAGCAGAGCUCCUUGAUUUGUAUCCAUGUGGUUUUCGGCCUCAGCACUCUAGCAAACUCGGCAAUGAGUUCCUUCUGUUCACAAACUAUGACCCUGGAAUGAGAUUAGGUGGGUGGGAACGUGACCAGUAGAUAGAUAUCCUGGGGUUCCUACAUCACCCAAUUCACCCUGGUUCCAAUCUUACAGUGUGGGUAAGAUCAUAGUUUUCUCCAAAUAUGGCCUCUUGAUCAAUGGUUGGGCUGCGGAAGACUCGCUGCGAAUGUAAACUUAAUGGCUUUCUCCUCUCUUUGGUCAGAUUGAGGGAGGACUCCCACACCAUGUAACAAGUUAAAUUUGCAGGCGAAACUAGUUAGUGUUAUGUUGUUUCUCA